AAUGAACGUUGAAGAAGCUUGAGAAGGUGAGGGGGAGAAUGGGAGUACUUAGCGAGUCUUCCAAGAGAAGACAGAUAAUAUUUGUAGUUGAUGCCUCUACAGCUCUGAGUGGCAUAUUCAAACACCUUCUCACGGACUAUAUCGUCCCGUGUAUCGAGUUCUUUAACGGUGGCCCUGUUGCAGAGAGCAAUGCUGGAGCUCAGUGUGUCAAUUACUAUGGUGUCAUUACAAUCAAGCCCCUGGCCCUGUUCUCAGUUCCUUCCUGUAACUACUUUCCGCUUACCUCUAGUCCGAGCGACCUCCUUCAAAACCUUCACAAUAUUUGCUUUGAGGGAAAUAUGAUUGAGCAUUGCUGUAGAGCUUCUGAAGGACUUGCUGCUGCUUUAGAGUUCAUGGAACUGACAAAGAGUAUUGUCAUUGGAAAUUCUGACAGCAAUGAAAUUGAGAAGUAUUGUAUAUUCAUCAGUAAUCUUCCACCAUCUUCGAUGCCUGUAAUGGAAUCUGUUACCUAUGGCAACAUGUCAUACAUGCAGCUGGCAGAGGAAAUGGCUAAGAAUAAUGUUAGUCUUUCUGUCAUCACCCCAAGAUGGCUCAUUCCUUAUGCAGACCUUUUUGUGAAGGGAGCAUUAUCACCUCCAUAUGAUAAUAGCAUACUCACACAUGCUGAUCAUGCUCUUCACCCAGGCUGUAUGGUUUUACUGAGAGGCUUAGAUGUUCCUUCUUUAAAGGCUCGUAAAGUAAAGAUAGAGCCAGACCCUCUCCCUCCCUCCUCCUCUUCCUCUGUCUCUCAGGAUCCAAGCCUAAUGGCUUCUGGUUUAGAAGAAAUAAAGGGAGAAAUAUCCGGACCUCCUUCCAUAUCUCAGCCUCCCUCUAUCCCUUCUCUUCCUCCUCCCUCCAUACCUCCUGACUCAGUAGUGAAUCCGUUAUCUGUCCCGCCCAUUUCUAAUCUUGAUGCCCCACCUACCACAGCCCUCCCUCCUGCCAUAAGGAAGACCUCGUCUGUCAGUUCCUUGUACGAUGUUCAAUCCUCGUCUUAUCCUGGUCUUAAGUCCUUGAGUCCCAAUGGUGUCUCCCCUAGCAACCCGGCUAGUGUUCCGGCCACCAUAAGUUCUCAUCCUGAUCUUGAUAAACCUCCUUUGGGUAUUCCUUCAUCUCUUAGUUCUAGUCCUCAGACCGGUGCUGUCCCCCUCACCUCUGUCUCUCCUCAGCGACCCUCCAUUUCUUCUUCCUCGUCUUUUCUCUCAGUCAAUGCUAGCAAUCCUUCCUAUAAGUCAGUCUCUACGGUUUCUAGUGGUACCACAGGCUUUACUGAUGCCACUGCUCCCAUUGGUAGCUCAACUAAUCCUAUUCAGAUUAUUUCAUCUCCUGGUGUUGAGAAUAAGCCGUUCACUAUGUCAUCUGUUCCUUCGGCGACUGGAACUACCCCGUCCACUUUGUAUACUCAGUCCUCCUCAUCGACGACAGCUUCAUCUCUAACGACUCUCCUCUCCUCAUCCUCCUCCUCUUCUGUCCCCAUUAGUUUCAACAGUGACGUACCACCAGUGGGUGGAGUAGGAGGUGGAGCUUCUGAUAGUAAUGUGACCACCUCAUCGUCCUCCAUACCAACAGCAGCUGCCCUCACAGCACAGCAGAUUGUAAUAGAGGCGGCCAGACAAGCAGCUAAAGGAUUACCCAGUCAGGGAACGCCUGGGAUCCCUCGUCCAUUUGGAGGUGUUACUACGUCCCUGCCUUCUGGGGGGCUCCCCUCGUCCAAUCCCAUUAACACUGGAGGGUUUACCAGUUUUCCUUCUUCAACAGCAGGUGGGUUUGGAGGACCAAUAGGAGGAGGAGGAGGUCAGGGAAUGAUGCCAUCUGGAGGACAAGGUCCCAUGCAGUCUUUAAAUGGCGGGGGAACAAUGAACUCCGGUCAAGGGGCAAUGGUAGGUCCAGUGGCUCCUAAUCAAAGCUCAAUGGCUUCCAAUCAAGUACCAAUGGCUCCUAAUCAUCAAGGGGGAAUAGGUUCUAAUCAAGGUCAGAUAGGUCCUGGUCAAGGUCAGAUGGGUCCUGUUCAAGGUCAGAUGGGUCCUGGUCAGGGUCAAAUGGGUCCCAAUCAAGGUGCAAUCGGGGCUGGCUCAGUUGGAGGAAUGCAGCAAAUGGGAUCACAGCAGCAAGCAAUGGGAGGAGGGCAGACUAAUAUUGGUGCUCAACCAGGACAACCUGCUAUACCACAGUUUGUUAAAAUUUGGACCGGAUACAUUGAAGUGGCUGAACCGAGACAGCAAAGGAUGCAGCCAAGACAAAUCCAAUGUCACAUGCUUGCUAAUAAACCAAUGGAAAACAAAGCUGAACUUAAACCUGAGCUAUGGCCUCAGAAGAUACUCAUGUCCGUACAUUUAAAGACAGUAUUUAAUGCUAUUAAUUCAAUUUAUCGGAUUAAUCAAGCGGCUCUGAGAGUGGUCCAGUUUCAGUUCAUGGAACCAGCUCAAAAUGUUUAUUACUUGAGGGCACUUCAGUCUAAUGAUGCUCAGAAUAAAAAGAUUGCUAUUGUUAAGAUCCCUAUCACCAAUGCCAAUCCGCAGUGCCCCAUCAAAGCUUUCUUCAUCAUUUGGAAUGAAAAAACACGUCAGUUUACUGGCCUAAUACCAUUAGAUCAGGAUACCUUUGUGAUGGCACUCAAGCAAGCAAUGAAAAUACAGCAACAGCAGCAGAUGGCUGGAGGUAACCCUGGUAUGCAGAUGGGUGGUGCAGGGGGUGGAGCUGGGGGUGGAGCUUAUAUGCCCCAGCAGCAACAACAAGGAGGAGGAGGAGGAGGAGGUGGUGGUUUGCAGCAUACGGGAGGAGGCAUGGGACCAGGAGGAGGAGGGUAUCCUCAACAAACUACGUCACAGCAGCAAAUGUUUGGAGGACAGCAGUCUUUUAAUCAAGCCCCACCAACUUCAACUAUGCACCAGUUACCUGCCUCAACAGCUCCAAUGACUGCUUCAAUGGGUUUCAACUCGUCUCAAGGAGGAACCUCUAGUGUCCAACCUCCUUCAGCUUCAGGGGGCAUCAGUCAUCAGUCCAUGAAUUCUAUGACAGCUCCGCCCAUAUCCUCUAAUAGUAUGGUGGGCGGGGCAGGGGGAGGAGCCCCAACGAGCAACCAGCAGCAGAUGCUAAACGCUUUGCAAAAUAACGAAAAGUUUAGAAUUGCGUAUGAGAAUGCUAACCCAGAGCAGAAACAGGCAUUUCUUAAUAAACUCGACCUGAAACAUUUUCAAUUUCAACAACAACAACAGCAACAACAACAACAAUAUCAACAACAACAACAACAAUUCCAACAACAACAACAGCAAUCCUACCAACCAGGGGGAGGGCAGUACCCUCCGCCCACACAAAACAUGUACAACAUGUCGUCCAAUCAGAUGCCUCAGUCAAUGGGGAUGCAACAUGUUCCAGGUCCCCAGCAGAUGGUGCGGCAAGGUGGGGUAGUGCCUCAGUCCCAGUAUCCUGCUGGCUCUGGGACGGCACCUAAUGACUUGUUCACUCUUUGAUGGUUUAAUUUUGAUGAUAUUUUUUUUCAAAGAAUGCGAGACUGUAUUUUUUUGUAUAAAACAAUUAUUAUUAUUAUUAUUGUUUUAAUC
Molecule: messenger RNA, 3599 nt
Organism: Amphimedon queenslandica
Lineage: Eukaryota; Metazoa; Porifera; Demospongiae; Haplosclerida; Niphatidae
Product: mediator of RNA polymerase II transcription subunit 25-like
Exons: 18
Coding region: 39-3509 (1156 amino acids)
Biological process (GO): positive regulation of transcription by RNA polymerase II
Cellular component (GO): mediator complex; transcription regulator complex
Source: RefSeq, a predicted model, not a curated record